UCUUCAUUUCAUCUCUCUGGGCUCAGCCAAAUCCCUUCCUAUCUGCUGGAGAAACAAAAACAAAAACAAAAACAGAGGUUUUUUUCAUCAGAAACUUCUGUGUGAAGAAGCAAAGUAAAGAAAUGGAAAAAGCUUUGACCAAAGUUGGUAGCUUCUGGAUUUCCAAGAAAGCCAAGGAAGAACUCUAUGCCGUCUCAAACACCGUUGAAGAGAAGGCCAAAUGGAUACUCAAUAAGCUCAAAGGUAAACAUGUAAAGCCUUUGGCGGAUGUCCUCCGAGAACACAACCUUCCGCCGGGACUUUUUCCGAGAAACAUAACAUGUUACGAGAUGGACGAAUCGAAAUCAAAGCUGAGCGUGUAUAUGCCGGCGGCAUGCGAAGUGAGGUUCAAGGACGGAUCGGCGGUGAGAUACGGAAGGCGGGUGAAAGGCACGUUAUCGAAGGGGAAGUUGAGCGGGAUGGAAGGGAUGAAAACGAAGGUGGUGGUGUGGGUUAAAGUGACGGAAGUGUGCGUGGAGAGUUGUAAAUCUGAUAAAGUAUGGUUCAUGGCUUCGGGAGUGAAGAAAUCAAGGCCUAGAGAUGCUUAUGAAUUGCCUCAUGAUUCGGUUAGAGUUGAAGAAAUUUGAACCAACUGAAGACCAUAUUUGUUUCACCAAAAUAUAGUUUGUUAUGUUAAGCAAAUUGAUGUUUUAAUAAAUAAGUGGCAAAUAGCAAAA
Messenger RNA from Gossypium raimondii (Peruvian cotton), 716 nucleotides. RefSeq lists its product as hypothetical. The record is from RefSeq and is a predicted model, not a curated record. Lineage: Eukaryota; Viridiplantae; Streptophyta; Magnoliopsida; Malvales; Malvaceae. The coding region runs from base 123 to 626 and encodes 167 amino acids. The transcript has 3 exons.